GGCCCUCUUUAACCACGAGACGCGCCGCACUCUCUGUGCCCCCCUCGAGCACGAGCGCGAGCGCCCGCGCUGCUCCGCCUCCGCACCACCGGCCGCUUCGCCGAGACUACCCCCGCCGUUCUCCGCGCCAGGAGGGAGGAACCACUGAUCGAGGGGGACCGCUAGCGCGCGCGCGCGCGCCGUCGUCGCCUCCGGCUCCCGGGGUUGUGGAAUGGCGGCGGCGGCGGCGGUUGCUACUGCUGCGGGGGGCGGUGGGGAGGAGGGGGAGGAGCUGCUCCUGCUCUCCGCCGUCGAGGCCGGUUCUGGCGAAGGCGGCGGGGGGGCCGCCUCCGCGGCGGAGAAGUCGUGGCGCCUUAACUUCGACGGCUUCCGCCCGCCGGAGGUGCAGCAGGAGAGGCCGCCCCGCGGGUUCCACCACCACUGCCUCGGCGUCCUGUCUCAAAGUCCUGAGGAUGUUGUUGCUGAAUACUACCAACAACAAGUGGAAAUGCUAGAGGGCUUUAAUGAAAUGGAUACACUUACUGAUCGUGGUUUUCUUCCAGGAAUGUCCAAGGAAGAGCGUGAAAAGAUUGCUAGGAGUGAGACGUUAGCCAUCCGGCUUUCGAACAUAGCAAACAUGGUUCUUUUUGCUGCAAAAGUAUAUGCUUCUGUGAGAAGCGGUUCACUUGCUAUUAUUGCUUCAACUUUGGAUUCCCUUCUUGACUUGUUGUCAGGAUUUAUCUUGUGGUUUACUGCCUUUUCUAUGCAAACACCCAAUCCCUACAGAUACCCUAUUGGUAAAAAGCGUAUGCAGCCGUUGGGAAUACUUGUCUUUGCCUCUGUUAUGGCGACACUUGGCCUUCAGAUCAUCCUAGAAUCAGUACGCUCAUUGGUGUCUGAUGGUGAUGAGUUCAGCUUGACAAAAGAGCAAGAAAAGUGGGUUGUGGACAUCAUGCUUGCAGUGACAUUAGUGAAACUUGCCCUUGUUCUAUAUUGCCGCACGUUCACAAACGAAAUAGUGAAGGCGUAUGCACAGGAUCAUUUUUUUGAUGUCAUCACAAAUAUGAUUGGUCUUGUGGCUGCACUGCUUGCAACUUAUAUCAAAGGUUGGAUCGACCCGGUUGGUGCAAUCAUCCUAGCAAUCUACACGAUCAGAACAUGGUCGAUGACAGUGCUUGAAAAUGUCCACUCCCUCGUUGGGCAAUCAGCUCCGCCAGAAUACCUUCAGAAGCUGACCUACCUUUGCUGGAACCAUCACAAGGCCGUGAGGCACAUCGACACGGUGCGGGCCUACACGUUUGGCUCCCAUUAUUUCGUUGAGGUGGACAUCGUGCUGCCGUCAAACAUGCCGCUGCAAGAGGCGCAUGACAUCGGCGAGGCCCUGCAAGAGAAGCUGGAACGCCUGCCUGAGAUCGAGCGAGCGUUCGUGCACCUCGACUACGAGUUCACCCAUCGGCCCGAGCAUGCUCUGUCGCAUGAAAAAUAGCCAGGCGCCGGUCGCAAGGCCGCAAACAGUGCUACUAUAGUACGGAUUACUAUACAGAUUUCUAGCUGAAAGCCUGAAACUAUUUAAGUUUAGCAGCAAUAGUUUCAGAAAUUUGUCACUCGUCAGGUACCACAGGAAACCUGCGGGUGUAUGAGAUUGAAUCCUGGAGUGGUGUGUGUGUGUGUGUGUGGUGGCAGUGUCCAAGGUAACGUAGAUUGUGACUUGUAACUACUUGUGGUAGACUAGCGUACUUGCUGUUAAAAGGAAAUCGAUACAAUCUAUAUCACUA
This is a messenger RNA of Oryza brachyantha (malo sina), 1754 nucleotides long. RefSeq names its product metal tolerance protein 5. Gene Ontology annotation, biological process: transmembrane transport; monoatomic cation transport. The transcript has 6 exons. Lineage: Eukaryota; Viridiplantae; Streptophyta; Magnoliopsida; Poales; Poaceae. Gene Ontology annotation, molecular function: manganese:proton antiporter activity. The record is from RefSeq and is a predicted model, not a curated record. The coding region runs from base 212 to 1465 and encodes 417 amino acids. Gene Ontology annotation, cellular component: membrane.